AUGGCACCGACACGACGGACGCCGGAGAGCGCUGUGCGCAACGCCACACUGCGCAAGUGGUAUGCCCGGGCGUGGUGGAUCGGUCUGCACGUCUAUGGCUACGUGGUGCUGGGCUACAAGGGCGCGCUGAGCCCCGACGCGCUGUCCAUAGCUCCAUUCGUCUUGUCUCUGGUCGUCGCAGUACUGGCGAUCACUUGUUACAUUGUGCUCCAGUGCUCGUCGCCGGGCCACCUCGAGAAGCGGCCGUUCGUUUCAGCUGACGUUGGACCGCACAAUGGAAUGCCGGCGUCGGUCGGGUUUCCGUCCCCAGUUAUCGCAGCCGAAGACGGUGUGAACACGGAACUGCUCGCCGAGGGAUCCGACAAUGGGCUGCUGGACAACAGCAGCAGUGAUCUCCACUUCUGCAACGAAUGCCACGUGUUCCAGCCACUACGGACGAAACACUGUAAAGAUUGCGCUCGAUGUACGCGGCAGUACGACCAUCAUUGCGACUGCGUCGGAACGUGUGUUGGCGAGAACAAUCGUCGGCUGUUUGUGCUGUUUUUGUGUCUGCAAAGCCUCGAAGGUGCUGUGAUGAUUGGAGUGACGUCGUCGGCUUUUUCGGACGAAGAAGACGUCGACAGCUGGUUCAAGACCAACGCGCUGUACAUUGUACUGUGCUUCCUGCUCGUCUGCGUUUUGCUCAUCGUUGUCCCUCUGUUGGGCUACCAAGUGUUUCUCAUCUCAACAAACCAGACUUCGUGGGAACACGCUCGGCGGUCGUCCAUCACCUACUUGCAGGACCUGCCCGACAGUCGCUCGCCAUUUGAUCGAGGGGUGCUUCGGAAUUGGUGGGUCUUUGUCUCGAACGGAGACAGCAAUAAAUGGGUACACGAAAGUGCACCCGACCCCAUGACGUCGUACAACGACGACAACAACAACAACGCGUCUUUGGUCGCGUAA
Molecule: messenger RNA, 942 nt
Organism: Hyaloperonospora brassicae
Lineage: Eukaryota; Oomycota; Peronosporomycetes; Peronosporales; Peronosporaceae
Source: the annotation of a GenBank genome assembly